Messenger RNA from Komagataella phaffii GS115, 2958 nucleotides. RefSeq lists its product as hypothetical. NCBI's taxonomy places the organism in Eukaryota, Fungi, Ascomycota, Pichiomycetes, Pichiales, Pichiaceae. The transcript has a single exon. Gene Ontology annotation, cellular component: Golgi medial cisterna; Golgi trans cisterna; membrane. Bases 1 to 2958 code for a protein of 985 amino acids. The record is from RefSeq and is a predicted model, not a curated record.
AUGGCUUCAUUAGAGGAGAAACUUCGUUUCAAGAGCGAAGUGUUUCGCUUGACUAAACAAACGUCGAGUAUAUCGGUUGAUGAUCCAUAUUGGGGCAUAUUCUGGAACUGUCCCACGUGUGCAAGCGAUAUAUUUGACCUAUUAAGUGCCACAGAUAUUAGAAACAUACGAGAAACAAAUAAGUCAAACUUCAUUACUUUGAUUAGGGUCAUUGCCCUUCAGUUAGUACACCAAAGUAACACAGUGACAAGUCUAGAUGAAAACACGGCUCUUCUCAAUUGCAUAAGGGUUCUGACGAAGUUCCUGCCAUCCCUGUAUGAAGACCCCUCCCUAGAAGAAGUGGAAAAAAGUUUAUUUUGGUCUCUGGACACAUUGUACAACAGGGAUGCAACUUCUGGAUCACAGUGCUCCGAUGUUGCUACAGUAGCAACUGAAAUAUCCUCCUCGUCCGUGCUUUCAAAUCAACUUCAUGAUUCUUCAAGCACCUCGGCUCAGGUUGAAUUUCAAAGUUCCCAAAAUCAUAUUGAGCAGGCAUCAAUAAAAGCCAAUGUCGGUUCUCCGGACUAUAGUACUGUGCCAUUAGGUGCAAAGCUUGUUUUUACCCUAGUCCAGCUCUUGUUCACCCAAAAUUUUUGCAUAAAAUCCCAGAGUUCAGUUCGAAGCAAAGGAGCAAAACCCAUUGUGGAUUUCUCAAUAUGGGAGCCCGGUAUUGGGUUCAAUGGCCCAUUCAAACCUCCUAAUACCUUUAUCGACAGCAACAGGUAUGAAACGAUGAAACUAUUGAUAACUUUAUGCUCUCGGUGUUUAUACAUACCAUCGUCAGAACUCGUUGCUCAAGGGUCUCGAUUUCUAACGGUGUUGGUGACAGCUAUUCCCAGGUUACAGAUUUUGACACUACUCUCCUCCCUGCUUAAUCUGACUGCUAGGGCUGCACGAGAUCCCAAAGAGAGCGGUUUGGAAAUGAAUAAUUCUCAGUUGAAUAAUUUACGGACUCUGAACGUAACGGCGGCAAUUCAUCUGCUUACUCUCAUGUUUGUAUACCCUCUGCCCAAAAAUAAUCUUCUGUUUCUGCAAGAGCUUCGAAUCUAUGACUCUACUCCAAUCAACUUGGUCCGAUACUACAUGGGAAGGCUCCAUAAAGAAUCGGAAUUGGCAUUUUUGAAGGUCAGCCUUUUCGGUAUUUUAAAAGCUCCAUUGAUAGAAAUGUCCAAACUGGAAAACAGCACAUCUCUUACAGCUAUGAUUAAAGCAAAGACAUACACAAUUCAGCCUUCUCUGUGGUGUACUGAAAUCGUUAUAUUGGUAUGGGAACUGUACCAAUCUAAUAAAAAGUUUAGCCAACUUAUAUCUGCAAAACACUCUGUGGAAUUGUCGCUCAUCUUGCUGUUUUAUAUCAACUAUUACCGCAAGGAUGAGCAUCAUCGUAACCAAGUACGAAUAUGUUCUUACUUUUUCCUGUACUUAACGAAUGAUGAGCAGAUAACUUUCAAUCUCUUGAAACCUUUCAACAGUGCAAUUUAUUCAAGCUUACCCCAAUCAUUCAAAACUCCAACAACCCCAAUAACAUAUAGAGAUUUCUUUAUUGUCCGAAUAUGCACGAUGUUGCUGGAUGAUGAACCUGGGAUCCUGACCUCCAUAUUGAUUGAGAUGUUGUACAAUUUGAUCCCAAUUACUAGAGCGGACUAUCUUUCCAGCCAUACUGACGAAGUGACUGUUUUCCGAAAACGGCCGUUUAACAACAGUGUUACUGUCUGUGAACAGAAUGGCCAAAUAUCACACAGUGCUUCCGCAAAUUUGAUGCAUGUAAUAGUGAAACUAUCCAGACCACAAUACUUAGCCUCAAACUCAUUGCACUCCGAUCUUCUAGGUCUCGUUCUGAGAGCGAUUGCUCAUUAUUUAGGAAAGAACUUUCAUGGUGUCGACUCUUCAGAUUUGGGCGAUGUCGCCGCCAUGGCCUACACGUUGACCAAGAAUUACAGGAUUUUCAAUGAAGUAAAGAAGGUGAUUGAAUCGGUAGGGCAUAUAUCUGAACUGGAUACUAAAAAGACUUUGUCGGUUCAUUCAACGGAGUCAAAUGUGUAUGACUUGGAGAGUAUUGACCCGUCUGAAGAUGAAUCCGAAGAUGAGGAAGCAAAGUACAAUCUAAUGAACCUGAAGAUGCCUGUAGGAAUGUCAACUAAGGUGAAAGGAAAGCAGCCUCUGGAUGCUCCUUUGAAAAAGACCUGGACUGGCACCAAGGCUCUGAAGUCAAUUUUGAACUUCACAAACUAUCUGAAUAAAGAGCACACUGAACUGCUACAUAUUACAGACUUCAAUACUGUUGUUGUGUCCAUUGCAAAUACAUCUAUAAAGCAGAAAUCUUGGGAAAAACUAAUUCACAGGGAAUUUCUGCCCUCAUACCGGCCCUGGUCGUGCCUCAAGUUUGUAUGGAACAACGCGUCUUUGGGAUGGUACGAGAGCAUUCUUUGGGGACUCAUUUAUAACAGCAAUGAAAUCAUUCACAGAAACAAGGUUCUUUUAGAUCUAAACAACUCAAUUUCAGCAAUUACCAAGGCAACCUCAGAUUGGAGCUUCGGGAUGUGGAAGUCUCCAAGAGCAGAGUCCACAUACCCUUCAAUUGAAAAGCAGGUAGAAAGAGCCUCAAGUUCGAUGGUUGACACCGGAACUUGGAAUGGAACAUACGUCAAAACAUUUAGAAUCAAAGGCUCAGGUCAACACUCAAAGUUAUUGAAUCACAGAGGUGCAAUAAAUACCAUGACAGACUCCUUGGUAAAGAAGAUUAGCGAUUUCCGAAUCUCUAGCCCAUCUGCCAAUGGGCCAGCCUCCCAGCAGCAUCAAAAUCCACACCCUGAAAGCCAUCACAACUUGGCUGAGACUGUCCAAUUAAAAGUUACCCCGAGAAAUUAUAUUCAUAGGAAAGACUCUACUCUUUCAACUCUUUCAACUCUUUCAACUUAG